CUUCCGUAAUGGCUGAGCAGUGGAAAAUACGAAAUCGCGUUCGCAAAAUAAAAAAAUUCCAACGUAAAUCUAGCUCAGAGGAUGACAACGAAGACUUAAUAUACACAGUCAAAUGCAAAGGACUAUUGCCUUCAAGAACAACGCAAUGGGAUCUCGCAUGUCUUCACUCUUUAGGCAUCUUUUAUAGUGACAAGUCCACACCACUGUCUGAUUUGCUGGACAGUGUGUAUAGUAAUAUCGGAGUGUUUAAACCAUUAACUGAAAAAGAGAAAGAAUAUACAACAAGUAUACAGGACAGUUUAGAUUUCUCAUUUUCAACCCAGGAAAUGAUAGACUAUUGCAGAAAAUAUAUGAUUUCUCCAAAUGAAGUAAAUCUUAAUGUGGCUGAAAAAGUAAGAAGCAAUUUGGAAAGCGAUAUGUUUACAAAAACUAGGGACACACUUCGACCUUAUACAGUGGGACUGAUAGAACAAUUUAUUAGAAAUGUACACCAUAUAAUACAGAUUAUGAGAUGUAAGCAAGGAUUGUUGAAUGUGCCAGAGAGAGUAUUUGUAAAUUUGUUUUGCAACUUUGUGAAGAUGUGUAACCUGAACCCAAGUGAGGGAUCACUUUGGAAAACAGAUCAAAAUCUUCUUCAACAAAAGGUUUCUUCAGAGGCAGGUGUAGUUAUUUUGCCAUGUAACCUAAUGGAGGCUAAUGAUUAUCAAGCUGUAAAUGUAGUUUCAGUUGUGGAUGUGAUAAAGUUGUCAACUGAAAAUUUAGAUACUUCAGAGAGUCUUUCUUCAUCAUCAUUGUCAGAAUCAUCAGAUAUUAACCGUGAACACAGUGCUUGUCAACCAUCAAUCUAUAGAAGAGUUUGUAAAAAGCUUCUUGGACAACAUGGUGCUGAACUUGUUGUGCACCAUGAGUUGUUUGGAGAAAAAUGUAUUAAAAAUGGGAAAAUAUACCUGAGCGGCAUGAUUGUUGUUGGAACACAGGUAACUUUUACUCUACUAGUGUGUAGUGUUGAUCAUAUGGUAGAUAUUUUGAAUGAAAAAGAUGUAAGAAGUAAGAGAAGUUGUAUUUCAUACUCAGAGCCAAAAGAUUUACUGAUCAAGAAGGACCGUGAUGAGUUGCUGGAGGCAUUUUGGAGAUUGAAUUAUGCUACUGUCUGAGGUGUUAAUUUCCACAUUUUAUGUCCAUGUGAAGUUUUACCUUUACAUGUUAGCUCUUACUGGUACCAUCAUUUAGCGACAAUACUCACAAUUAAAAUUUGUGAAAAUGUUCGCCUCUGAAACCAUUCAGAAUUAGAUUAAACUUAAUCUGAAAUGACUCAUAAGUAUUCUGGUUAGAAAUAUGUCUGACAACUUCAUUCAUCUACCAGUAUGGCAAUAUGGACACAAAUAUUCAUGGUAUACAAAUAUUGAUGAGACAGCACACCAGCAACACAACAAUAACAAGAUAAGGGCUCUAGAACUACAUGGGGUCUUGACAAAUUAAAGUGCCAUAUGUCAAGCUCUAAAUGGCCUGGAUUCUAAGAUAAAUUAUUAUUAGAGACUUUCAAAAUUCAAAUGGUUACUCAUACUUAUUAUAAUUUUUUUUUUUCAUUAAGAUUAUUUUGCCUCAUCCCCUCAGCUGUCAUGCUCCAUUGACUUUGAAACUUUUCAAUAGUUCACAUGUUAAAGUGUUGAAUUGCAACAUUUGCAUUAUGAAAUAAAAAUUCAAAUUACACGCAGGCAAGAUACAUCUCUGUGAAACAAAACCAAAAUUAUGCCAAAAGACCUCAAUCAUUUAAUGAUUAUUGCUGAAAUUGCUUUAAAAAGAAAUAAAUUGCUUUAGAAAUUAUUAUUUGAUAAUUCUUAUAAAUAAUUCAUGUGAAUAAUUACUUACAUAAAACUGCUCCAUUUGUAAGUAUCACAUCCCAGAUGGUUGUCAUCAUAGUACAAAGGAAUCAUAGGAGUUGUGUUGAAAUAUACUUAUCUACUAUAUGAAUAACCCAUAGCUGAGAGGGUGGUAGAGCAAAUUGUUACCCCAAGAAAACAUUGUCAACCGAGGUAAAGCCAAGGUUGACAAUGUUUAUUUGAGGGGUAACAAUCUGCUCUAUCACCCACUCAGCUAUGUGUUAUUUGAUAUAUUAUACUGAAUGCUCUGCCAUUAUUGUGUUUUAAAUUUUAAAUUAAAAGUCAGCUGUUUUCUCAAUAGAAAGUCUCCUUUUAUAGGUUAGACAAAUGACCCUGCAGCUUGGUAAUAAAAAAAAUUGUAUGUUUCAGUAGCAUGAUAAAAUAUAAAUAUAGUAAUGACUUUGUCUUUCUGUCUGUGUGUCUGUAACAAAUGGUUUCCGGAUGGUAACAAAAAUAUCCCUUGCUUGAUAGGAAUGAAACUUAUACAGAUGGAAGAGGAGUAACCCUAUUGAUUUUGGGGGCAAUAAGUCAAAGAUCAAAGUCACUAAAUAAAAAUAGAAAAUUUUAGAAAAAUUGUUUCCAUGGUAACUUGAGUUUCCCUUGCCUGAUUGGAAUGAGACUUGUACAGAUAGAAGAUAUAGGGAAGGGUCAGCAUGUCAAAGUUCAAGGUCACUGCUAAUAAACAUAUUAUUUUUUAAAGUUGGUUUCAGGAUGGUAUCCCACUCUUUUUAGGUACACAUGUAAAUAGGUGAAAAUUUCACACUUUUAUUUGUUCCUCCAAGCAUAAUAGUAUUUUGAUCCCAUGGAAUAAAUGUUUUCUCUCAUUGUAACUAUGCAGAUUGGGGAGCAUUAGUUGGCAGUGCCAGCAUUUUACUUAUUUUUUUUCUGUCAUGUCUGUAUUGUGUAGAAGUGAUUGUUAUGAUUGACACAAUCUGAAAAUUUUAUGUACUUCAACAAUAUUUUCCUGUGUCUGAAUAGGAUAAUUUACUGAUGGUAAAGUGACACCUUUAAUUUAUAUAUUCAUUAAGCUUGCAGAUUAUUCUUAUUAUUUCCAUGUCGGAUAAAUGAUAAAUUAAUAUCUAGAUAUGUACAUAGCCUAUAUGAUUUGCUUGGCACCAUGAUAUAUAGAUUGCAACAAAUAAACCUAUUUCAAUUUA
This is a messenger RNA of Mytilus californianus (California mussel), 3037 nucleotides long. RefSeq lists its product as uncharacterized. The transcript is spliced from 6 exons. The record is from RefSeq and is a predicted model, not a curated record. NCBI's taxonomy places the organism in Eukaryota, Metazoa, Mollusca, Bivalvia, Mytilida, Mytilidae. The coding region runs from base 9 to 1154 and encodes 381 amino acids.